Zychaea mexicana is the source of this 831-nucleotide messenger RNA. RefSeq lists its product as uncharacterized. Lineage: Eukaryota; Fungi; Mucoromycota; Mucoromycetes; Mucorales; Lichtheimiaceae. The transcript is spliced from 2 exons. The record is from RefSeq and is a predicted model, not a curated record. The annotation marks the transcript as partial.
CCUGGAACGGAUCUAUUGAGCAAAGCAAUCCUAAAAACAUCAACAACCAUAGACAUUAUCACCUCGGAUCUGUUGAAUGUCCCAAAAGGAACUUAUACUACCGCAACCACUGAAUGGGACAAUGGCUCCCGUAGCGAUAUUCUGUAUGUCCCUUGUCUGGGCAUUCAAAACUCAUUGCCACCAAUUCUGAUCGAGGUACAAGCCAUCGUGAAUGAAGCUUUUAUGGAACGAUUGGUCAAAUACAGUCAAAACGCCAAACAAGUGUACAAAUCCUAUCCGUUGGUGAUGGUAUUUUGCAUUGAUAAACUCUCUCCGUUGACGUUUAUCACCAAGUUCACACCUCGUAUUCUGUGCUCUCAUUUCUGGGCGAAGAGCUGUUAUCUUGUGUCAAAGCCAAGCCUAUCGUACGGAGAAGUCGAUGCCAACGUAUCAUCUUUACAGGCAUUGUCGAUGUUUCUGAUUGAACAAUCGCCCACCUUGUAUGGUCAUUCUCAUCCUGAACAUUCGACAGUACGAACAUUGUAUCGGCUGGCCAUGGAGUGCAUUGAUAUGGAAACUGUACAAAAAGAAGAUUUGGUACAUGUUGUUGAUGCGAUUUACAGUAAUAAUGAAAAGUUGUUGCAUAAGGUGGCUGCUUCCCUUGAAAACGUCCCUGGCUCGCUCAAGGCAAAAAGAAUCGUGUCGCAUGCACUGGAAUUCAACCAUACGGCCAAACGAAAAUAUGUGGAUGAUGACGACAGUGACAAUCUGCAAUUCAUCAUCAGCUUCCACAAGAACCUGGUGGGCAAAAUGAAAAGAUAUAUUAAAAAAUAUGCUAAUCAUCAAAACUAA